GGCGCCCUCAGUGUUAUGGCAAGAUGGCCUCGCUUCCGUCCCCCACCCAGGUGGCGGGAGACCAGGCGUCACAGUUUGAAGGCUGGUACAAGAAGAUAGAUCCCAGUGGGUCCGGCACCAUCCAGGCCGGCCCCGCUGCGGGCUUCCUUAAGAAGUCUGGCCUAAAUGAUAAUGUCCUAAGCAGGAUAUGGGACCUUAGCGACCCCGGUGGGAAGGGUUACCUAGACAAGGCCGGUCUCUUUGUGGCCCUCAAGAUGGUGGCCCUCGUUCAGAUGGGCAAGGAACCAUCGCUAGCUAAUGUUAACAUACCCACACCACCCCCCAACAUGGGCGAACCACCCCCACACCCUCCUCCCCCUGGCAGGGCCACGCCCCCCACCAAGCCCGCCCCUCCCUCAGCAGCAGCAGCAGCAGCCGCAGGAGGCGGGGGAGUGUGGACCAUCACCCCACAGGACCGAGCUCGCUAUGACAUGAUAUUCAACACCCUGGGACCAGAGGCAAAUAAGUUACAUGGCAGCAAGGUGAGUAGUGUGAUGCUCAACUCCAAACUCCCGACGGAAACACUGGGCAAAAUCUGGGACCUGGCGGACAUGGACAAGGACGGCUCUCUAGACCGAGUGGAGUUCUCGAUCGCAAUGCACCUGAUCUACAAAGUCUUAGAAAACAACCCCAUGCCACCAUCCGUGCCGCAGGAGAUGCUUUCAAGUGCCCAGCGUGCCGGCGUUGCCCAGGGACCAGUGCCGGCUCCCUUGGCUCCCCCCUCACAGGUGCCUCAACCAAACACACCCAAACAGCAGCAGAAUAAGGACAACUUAGCCAGUGGGAUUGAGGCCACAUCAGGAAGCUCUGCGGAAGAACAAGCCUCAGGUCCCCCCCCAGCGCCCUGGGUGAUCAGUGCCGCGGAGAAGGCGCGGUACGAUGUCAUGUUCCACAAUGCCGACUUGGACAAGGACGGUUAUGUGAGCGGCCAGGAGAUCAAGGGGGUGUUCCUGCAGUCCGGCCUCCCGCAGAUGGUCCUGGCUCAUAUAUGGAACCUUUGCGACAUGAAGCAGACGGGGAAGCUGACCUCUGAACAGUUUGCUCUGGCCAUGUGGUUCAUUCAGCAAAAGUUGGCCGGCGCCGACCCCCCCGCUGCCCUCACCCCAGAGAUGAUCCCGCCCACCAUGAGACCCAAACCCUCCGCAGAGUCAGCCAUGGACCUUCUAGGUGAUUUAAUGGCCAAUGCGCCGGAGGUCGUCCCCGCCAAGCCCCAGUACACUAACCCCGAGCUGCAGUUGGUGGCGGACGAGAUCGAGGAGCUCAACGCCGACAAGCUGAAGUUAGAGGCGGAGAUCCAGCAGAAGGAGGCCGGCAUUAGGGUAAAGAAUAACGAGAUCAAGAACCUACAGACCGAGCUGGACACACUCUCAUCAACCCUUCGGCAGCUAGAGCACCAGAAGGGGGCGGCACAACAGCGGCUGGACGACCUCGGCAGCCAGAAAAAGGUCCUAGAGGGGGAACGGAAUGACCUACAAGCCCUGAUUGAGGCCGAGCUGGAAGAGGUGGCCAAGCUUCGGGCACAAGUGGAGGAGCAGGAAACCAGUCUGAAGGCCCAGGAGGAGGAGGUCAUGUCCAAGAGGCAGGAGCUGACGGACCUCAAGAACCAGGAGACCCAGCUGGAGGAGAGUGUGGCCCUGAUGAAGAAGAGGAUAGAUGAGCUCAGUAUUACCCAGCAGGAGACACAGCUACACAUAUCACAGGCACGCAUGAAGAUAGGGGAGCUGCAGGACCAGGAGAACCACAUGGCAGAGAUCUUGAUACAUUACGACUCGGCCAUAUCGUCUGGGGAUGCCUCGUCCCUCUCCGAGUCGUCCUUGAGGGAGGUUACGCCUGUCUUCAACGACCCAAGCUUCCUGCACAUAGGACCCACACCCACCACCAGCCCCAAGGAGUCCCCCAAGGAGCCAAAUCCCCCUCAGCAGAAUGGUUUGCCCUCCCAGGAAGCGAUCAACGCCGCCAACAAGGCCAAGGAUACUUCUUUCAGUGGCGGACACGACCCCUUCGGCUCAGCUUUCGGUGGACAGCAAAACAACGUGGAUAUGUUUGGCUCCUGGGACCACAAUCCAGGCUCGGCCACCCCCAACCCAGCGCCCGCAGCAGCGGACCCCUUCGGAGGAGACGCCUUCGCCUCACAAAACAAGGGUGCUAAUGACCUGUUUGGAAGCGAGCCGUUCAGCGCAGGUGGUGGCGGUGGCGGCCCUCCCCCACGGCCAGAGAGCCCCACCCCCGCCCUGCCGCCCAAGAAGUCCAAGCAGCCACCCCCCAGGCCAGCCCCCCCCAAGACGCGGCCUACCAAGCCCCCGCCGCCGCAGAUCAACUCCAACAAUAACCCUACCAAGCCCGAGACCAACCCCGGCACCACGGAUCCCUUCGGGGGUGGCUGGGGGGACAAGAGCAACACCGACAACUUUGCGGACUUUGCCAACUUUGCAGACUUCGAUAACAAGUGUUCCAAGGUAGUCAGCAGCAACACAACGUCGCCGUGGGGGGAUGACGGCAAGUUUUCGCCGCGGCCGGGCCAGGACGACGAGGACCCCUUCGGCCCGCCGUUUUCAGCGGGCCAGGACGAUGCCACCAGGAGCGGCGACGCCUCCCCCUGGCAGCAGGACGCGUUUGGGUCCUCCGGGUUUGCCUCCGCCGACACCUUUGGGAAGGAGGACCCAUUUGGUGAAAUUGGGGCUGGGACCGGCGACCCGUUCGGUGGCGACUACGACCCCUUCAAGGACCAGGACCUGAAGGAGGCGGACAAGUUCUCUUGGGAAGACGAGCCCGACCCCUUCAACAGCCUGCCCGGGGAGGGGGAGGGCAAGGCGUCUGGCGGGCCCCAGGGCGGCUCGACCUUUAAGGAGGAGGACCCCUUCAGCUUCGGCGUCAAUGAGGUGGAUGGAAGCGCCGGCACUUUUGCCGAGCUGUCCGCCAACAACAACAAGAACAGCGGCCAGCCAUCCCUGGGGCUCAAGAGUCCGUCUGGUUCAGACCAGAAGAGCCGCUCCAGGUCAGUCAUUGGUGACCCGUUCGCCUCCCAGGCCCGGGAGACGGUGCCCAAGCGCUCCAAGACCUCCCUUGGUGAGCCCCGGGACUCUGCCUUUGACUUUGACCCGUUUUCCUCGGCCGGCGUGACCAGCGCCGAGAAGAGCAGGUGGAAGAGCAAUGAGGAUCUGCUCAACGAGAACUUCUCCGGCUGGGGCCUGGCCAACAACAACAACAAUAACAAUAACAAUAAUAACAAUAAUAGCGAGGAGAUCAACCCGUUCGGCGACAGCUUCACCUCUCCGGGGCAGCCCUGGGGUCAGCCCCGGCAGCCCCAGUUGGCCACAGAGGACGAGCAGCUGGCGUGGGCCGCCCAGGAGAGCAUGAGGCUGGAGGAGGUGCGGAGACAGCAGGAGGAGCAGGAGCGGGUGGAACUGGAAUUGGCCCUCACCCUGUCCCGCCAGGGCCCCGCCUCCCGCCGCUCCCCCUCCACGGGCCUCUGAGGCGGCCGCCGCCUGUACAUAUGUCUAAAACUAUUACCAUACAAUGAAAUUGUUACAAUAUUAAUGUUGGAAUAUUGCGUGUAGUAUAGUUGUUUCUUGUUUAAGAGUUGUGUAGUUUUGGAAUGUACUAUAUCUUUGUUAAGUAAGUCUACCAGAUUCACUAGUGAAGUGGAGGGCAGCAUAAAACACAAAUAGCUAACUAUCUCUCUUCCUGCAUUUCUUUCUCUGCCAGCCAAUUGUUUCCCGGAUGAAGAGAACAAUACCAACGACUGUAGCUCAGAGUUGCUAGAUCAACAGUAGCUUCAAUUCCACUGUGACACAUUUCUGUUGCUAUAUAGAGGAUAACUACUACUGUAUUGCAUGUCAAGGCCAGUCUUUCCAACGUGGAAAAGCUUCACAACAACACUAUGAAACUCAAGGAUCUGCUCUUCUGCCCGUGGCCUUCUAACCCGUGUGGGACGUGACUGAAGCUUGAGCAGCAGCGGGAGGGGGCCGAGCACUGCCCGGCUCCCCGGCUGAGGUGGAGGAUGGCUGGUGCCGGUGGCGGUCGGACUAGCUUGCAACAGAUCAUUCCCAGCGUCUCCAAAGGAUCAUGUCUAUUCAGGUUUUAAUAUAUUUUUGUAAAUGUGGUUUCAUUUUUUGUAAAUAUUUUAACUGUUUCUUUCCCCGGCCUGACCGGGACGCAGCGCUGUGCACCCCGGUGCAGCGCUGGUGUACGUUGCUGUGCGGCGCCACAAUGUCUCAUUGGAGUCUCGGGAAAAGUUCCCGAGUUUUAUGGGAUUUUUGUUCAACUUUUUCCUGGAGUUGUCAGACACUGUCAUUGUUUUGAAAGGAGGUUUGCAAUGGAAGCUGGUAGUUUUAUUUAGGUAAAGUUAGUUCUUUGUUUUGUGCAAUUUUUUGCCUUCAGAGCUAUUUUUAUCAAACGUGUUCAUUUUUACUUCAGCUUUGUACUAUCCUUAUACAAUAAGAAGAGAGUAUCCACCAAAAUUAAGCUUGAAGGCACCGAAUCAUUCCUGCAUCACCUUCUUGCUUACGUCUUCCAAGAUGAACUGUGUCCCAUUCCUUCCGGCCUCAGCCUCCUGUCUGGGCCACGGUCCACUACCUCGACUCUCUCUGCGGGGGACUUGGGAUCAGCAGCAUCAAGCCUGUCCUGUAUCUACACACUGUCACUCGUGAGGUGAUGAUGCCUGUUGGCGCAACACAACAAGGACUGACUGGCUGGGAAACACUGUGGCCAGCCCCAUUGGCUUCCCCAAGGGGGCCUCCGCUGGGGCUGCCCACAGUCUGCAAGGUAAAGCGAUGAUGAUGCUGUAGCAGGAAGAAGUGGUGGUACGGGAACACCGAUGACAGACCUGUGCCGUCAAACGCUCCUUGAAAGUUCACUUUGCGGUGUUCCUUCCGGGCCGCGACGCGGCUGUUGGGUGGCCGUCGCCGCGGCCCGGCUAGCAUUGGGUAGUGAUUUGCCAUGCAAUUUGCAUGCCACUUAACUUUUUGCUGCAUCCUAGGUCUUAAGCUCAUGACAAACUAUUGUUUCAACAUAUCUCUGCUGCUGUGCGACAAUGAAGACUGUUUUAUGGCUAGGUUCCCUUCCUUGAGGCAGCGCGUCUGCCCUUUCUGUUGCCCGCGUCCAGCAGCCUGGCGAGGGGCCGCCGUCCUGUGUGCUGCAGUGCUGCCCGGCGGCGUGUUUUGUUGCGGCGCAGCACAGUGCUGUGAGCCGUGUCCAGUUGACCAUUGCAAGGCAGCUCUACCAACAAACCAAGAUGUUUGAAUAUUUUUCCACAGCAGUGCUUGCCCCGUGAGGGUCUGGGCUGUCUUUGUUAAGCUUAUAUUUCAAGCAAGUCGCAGAUAUUACGAAACUGGACUUAUAAAGAAGAUUUAUUUUAACUUUUAUCGUUGUUAAAAAUGGAUUAAUGCAAACUGCAUGACUAUAGCCUCUGGUAUCUCGUAGCAACACCGCAGAUUGCCAACAAGUGACUGUAUAGGACAAAAUGGUGUGUGUGUGUGUGUGUGUGUGUGUGUGUGUGUGCGUGUGUGCGUGUGUACGGUGUAAAAUGCCUUACCAGUUUCCGAGAGUUGUGUUGUAGCCAAAGUUUGUGGUGUGGACGUCCAGGCUCCUCUGGAUGCGUUUCUUCUCUCUCCCUGUAAAUGUAUCUGUGAAAUACUCGUGUCUUGAGGUAGACUUGUUGAACCGAUGUAAAAAGGCAUAGAAAUGUAUAUUAAUGGAUUCCUCCUACCCCUGUACCCACUGUUUCUCCCCCUCAAGGAAUGUGUUUGGAUUAGGAACAAAAGAGAGAAGCCAAAGACAGGAGUGUACAUGGUAGUUAGUGGUCUGUUGGAGCAAAUUGUUUAUAUUUUCCUCAUUUUAAGCUAACGUGCACUGUACUUGUCUAGUCCUUAAAAGAUAUGCCAAAUUUUUUUUUAUUAUUAUUAUUAUCGAUAGCAAAUUACUUUGUCGUAGCGGAGAAAUUCAAUGACUUUGCAUAAUACUGUUAGUGCGGAUACGUGCCCCAACACAUGAUAGGUCUUGUGGUGAAAGUUAAAGCACCUUCGGAUUUGUGAGAAUGGGAAGCGUAGCGGUAGGAUUAGUAGACGACCCUCGGAUAUGUGUAUACAAACAAGUAAGCUAAAAAAUUACAAUGUCUAGGGAUUGCCGGUUUCUCUUUGGUUGUCAGUGAAGCACCAAAACGUUGACCCGUGACCCAGAUUGUGUCUCGUGCAUAGCUAGCAGUGUAGACCCUAAACUAUGUAGGUUUACUGUCGUCGCAACCCGUAUGAAGCCUUGGUUUUAUUUGGCCUGGAAAAUAUGUUCGGUUUAGGGUACGUUCGCCAAUGUGUGUGCAUCUUCAACCCACAGCACAUACCUCUCAACAUAACUUACUGAACCCAUGACAGCAAAAUAGACUCAUCAAAAAGACUGAACCAAAAAGUAAGUUCAUUUUCAUGCCCCAUUUUACCCAUAACACCCCCCCAAAAAAUACUCGACUAGACUGAGUUGAGAGAGGAUAUCGAGCUGUUCUCAAGAUCAAGAUUCGUAACCAUUCUUUAUUUUGAGACAAGGAAAUUGAACUGUUGUCAAGAUCAAGAUUCGUAACUGUUCUUUAUUUUGAGACGAGAGGAAAUUGAACUGUUGUCAAGAUCAAGAUUCGUAACUGUUCUUUAUUUUGAGAUGAGUUAAUUUUUAUGCCUCGUCUUACCCGGAACAGGAAAACCGACUAUUUGGGAAGACUAAGCUGAGAUUGUGAACUCUUGUAAGGAUAGAGAUUCAUAACCAUUGUCUUUCUACCUUUAGCUCAUUUACACACCUCCGUUUAAUAGAGAAGUGUUUCCCAUGAUAUGAGUGCUGAUCGGAACAGUGCACUCAAAUCGGCGAACAUACCCUACUUAACUCGAAAACACAGAUCAAAAUUGCGAAGAAAAUGAGCUUGUUAUCUUCAGAGUAUGGAAGUUGCACCCAAACCCAUUAUGUUGUCUCUCUAAGAAGUGUUCUGCGAGAGCCUACCUGACAAGCGCUUGAUAAAAAAGGCACCUGAAGGAGAAGGGGUGUAAGGGACAAAGCUGUUUUUCUCUACUACACAUCUCAGGAAGAACAAGGUAUAUAUAAGUUGUAAGGGGAAAGUGACCCUCGGUAUACCAAACACAAGGUCGCUUUUCACUUGCACCUUGUCUUGCUCUUCCUGGGAUGUGUAGUUUGCCUUUCCCAGUGCAAGCAAGAAAAAUAUGUCUUUGGUCGGUAUUCUCAAAUUUCUCAUGACAGCUGUUUUCUAAGGCCAUAAAAGAGACCAAUCAAGUUCUCAGGAGUGUAUUUUAGGUUCCUGGUACUGAAGAAGGGUCAAACUACCACCAGGGUCAUUAAGCUACCCCUGUAAAUGCCCAAACCUCCUGUGCAAACCCUGUCAAAUGAAUGUGUCGGGGUGCCAAAAUGUUUAAAAAUGUCCCUUUGUCCCCUACUCUCCUCCUCUUGUGGGUGCCUCAUUUGUGUGUUCAGUUCGUAGGUCCUUGGCAGAUGACACCGGAAACGAGAAUCACCUUUACUGUGUUCCUCUUGGGGCGCCACUCAAGCUGUAGACUUCCUCACGCUGUUCUGCGCUCUGUCAGGUGUUGCUGCGUCUGAUCUGUUUGUGACCGUGCCAUUUUUUCCGUUUUGACGUGUUGAGUGUUUGCUACCCUGCGCUGAGGCCCCCGUCAGAUACCGCCUUACAUGUUCACACUAUCAGUAUUACAUCUUCAGUAUCAGACAGCUGGUGGUGGCGGUGUGGUGGUGGAACAUUGUGGCCCCUUUCUUUGUAGUCUGGGUGAUGUGUUUUGUGUCCUUUAUGGAUGAGUUGCAGUACCUAUUCCUGGAUGAUAGACGAACAUUUCUCGUGUGUUGAUUUCCUUGCCGUGUGAUUUAGUUUGCCACAAGUUGUGUGUUGAUUUGUGUUUCUUGCACCGAGUAGUGUCAGAGUGGAGGCCAAUAGACUGAUUGGUGUGAGGGACUAUGAUUGAAAUUUAUGCCCAGAAAUUGUCUGAAACAUAAUAUAAAGAUCUUUUCACCUCACUGUAAUGUACCUUUGUCUAGGAAGUGCAUUUAUUGUAAAUUUAAAGUUAAGGUAACACAAUUAUUGUUGAAUUUAAUGUUAACAGCCAUUAUAGGGAAUCUUUAGGUGGGUCUUGAAUGCUGAUCACAGAGUGUUUGAGAAUAGAGCGUAGACCUUGUUGAUAUUGUUGAUUGGAGGCGUGUAGAAGCUGUACGGAGUAAGCACACACACACACAAGGUGCACGAACCAAUGCUGUAGUCACCUUGCACACUUGGCCAGAGUAGUGUAGCCUCCUGGGGCAGCGUCAGGCUGUCUUGGGCAUCACCUGGGCGUGCAAGUGUGCGUGCCAGCAGACAUUUCCAUAUCCGUGAGUUGCAUGUGUGUGUGCGUGUGUGUGUAGGUGUUUCUGAUAAUGGCUGGUAUAUGUAUGUAGCGAUGCCGUGGCCACACCGCCCGCUUGUCUCUGGCACGCCACUCACGGCUGAAGCAUUGCCGCCACUCACCCACGGCCACUAGUGUCUGUUCGUGCCCAGGAAAACAAAAUUUGAAUCUGAGCCGAAUCUGGAGCUGGCGGCGGCUGUGUUGCUGCCACCAAUCGUUGACUGUGGCGUUCAGCUGUGGCUCGGUGAGGGUUUCCUGUCCGGCAGAAACAUGCUACUUCUACUGGUUUGGUUCCUCGAGAUUUGGAGUCUCUGUCUGAUUUACGUCUGUUUCUUUGGCUCAUGUUUCCCGAAGAAUAGUUGUUUGGGGGGGAGAUUAUUGUCUAGAAGUGCAAAGGUCAGUGUUGCUUUCCUCCCCAAGUAAUAUUGUACGAUUACUUUCUCCAAUACCACCUCAGUGAGGGAAGCUCGUGGUACUUCCAUCUAUACUUCGUGUUGUUCGGUGUCACCGUCAUGUUAUCUCAGUGUAAAUAAGGCUUAAUACAAUAAACAUGUUCACCAAACA
Messenger RNA from Eriocheir sinensis (Chinese mitten crab), 8975 nucleotides. It is a transcript of the gene Eps-15, whose product is annotated as epidermal growth factor receptor substrate 15-like 1. Gene Ontology annotation, biological process: endosomal transport; endocytosis. Gene Ontology annotation, molecular function: calcium ion binding; cadherin binding. The transcript is spliced from 20 exons. Lineage: Eukaryota; Metazoa; Arthropoda; Malacostraca; Decapoda; Varunidae. Bases 24 to 3512 code for a protein of 1162 amino acids. The record is from RefSeq and is a predicted model, not a curated record. Gene Ontology annotation, cellular component: cytoplasm; clathrin coat of coated pit; plasma membrane.